UUUAUUUAAUUUGUUUACGUUUUUUGUCCUUAUCAAUUUAUUUACAAUUUAUAAAUAGUUAAUUACCCUUUAAACUUUAUUUGCAUUCCCGCCGACGGUGACGUCGAUUUACAUAUUAAAUAUAUCCGCACUUUUGUUAUGUUGUUUAUUUUGUAAUACUUUGAAUACACCUGCUUUUGUAAUGUAUAUCUUGAGAAUUUGAUGAAAAAUAUGCAUUGGCUUAUUUUGUCAAUAUGUCUACUUUAUAUUCAUCCAACGAAAUCUCUACUGCCGCCCGAUGAUAGUAGUUGCAGUAAUCAGUGCUUCCAUCAACUCCCGUCCGAAUGUCCCAGCCCAGAGAAUCCAUGCAGAUGUCGGCAGUUGACCAAUUGUCAAAAGGCUGCUGUAUGUUGUAAUGUGAACCGAUUUACUCUGAAGGAGGGACUUGCAUGUGGUAAUAUAACAGCCGCCAGCCAAAUCCAGUCCCUCCAUAUCCGCAAUGCGUCAUUCGACUCGUUCAAUUUAAGCGCUAAUCAAAACGUAUGGAGAAAUCUUCGUUACAUGACCAUCACCGAUGGCCACAUAAAAAAAAUCGACGGCGAAUUCGCCAAACAGAACAGCAUAUCGUGUCUCAACUUGUCUUCCAACCAUAUCAACUCAAUUGAAGAUAGAGCCUUAAACACUCUUUUCAACCUGAGCUUCUUGGAUUUGAGUCAUAAUAAUUUGACUGACGUGCCCAGUUUUAGAAAGGAUCAUACCAUUUUUUUAGAUAUAUCUAAUAACAUGUACCUGAAUUGCUCAAUUUUAACCAAUACGUUGCAAAGUCAUCCCGAAAUCGCGUUCGUUAAUGAGAAUCAGACUUUUUGUUAUCCUACAAAGGAUUUGGAUUUUGGUUGGUUUCAGUCGCAAGCCACGUUAGCCUUUUCGCAAGUUAAAGCCAAAUAUGAGCUAGAAAAAAAUUGCCACCAAAACUGCUCAUGUAAAACUGUGAGUGUAAAUUUAGCCCCUGGGAAAAUGGCUAUGUUCGAAGUUGAAAUGAACUGUGCCAACAUGAGUUUUUUAAAUUUGCCCGUCCCUUUACCCGAUAACACGGUAUCGUUAGAUGUUAGCAAUAAUAAUAUUACGUCCAUAAAAGAACUAAGCGAACCGUCGUAUCAAAAUCUGAGAAGUUUUAUUGCGGAUAAUAAUAAGAUUUCCUCCGUGCAGCCACUUGAAGGAACGAAAUUUAUUAGUCAUUUUAAUACGUUGAGUUUGCAAAGGAACAAGUUUAAAUUUUUAGAAACGUACGUCCUCGAUAAUAUCCAAUUCGAAAGAAACUUCAACCAAAGAAAACUUAGGUUAGGAUACAACACGUUACAAUGCGACUGCAACACCAUGAAACUAAAGGUGUGGCUGUUGUCGAAACUAAGCCACAUCCCGGACUACAACCACAUUAAAUGUGACAAUUUAAACGUCAGGAUCAUCGAUUUGGAUGCAUCGAAAAUGUGCCAAAGUCCUCAGGACUGGACUGAUUACAUUUAUUAUAUUAUUACUGCUGAAGUACUACUUUUAGUUGGAUUAAUUGCAAAAGUUUCUUAUGACUACUGGGUGUUUAAAACUGCAGGUUAUUUACCCUGGCCCGCAAAUAGGAUGCCAAGACUACCUUGUGAUUGGUUAUGUGAAUAAUUUAUAUUUUUAUAUGUGGACAAAUAGUGCCUUAUGUAUGUGCUCGUGGCGAAAUUUAGAUUUUUAUGAUGUUAUAUAGGAAGAGAAUGUCUUGCCAUUUUUAUAUAAGUUUUAAAUAAACAUAUUUUUAUGUUGCUAUUUUACUAUAUCUGUUUAAAAAAAUAAUUAAUAAACAAUGCUAUAUUUA
Molecule: messenger RNA, 1831 nt
Organism: Anthonomus grandis grandis
Lineage: Eukaryota; Metazoa; Arthropoda; Insecta; Coleoptera; Curculionidae
Gene: hfw
Product: protein halfway
Exons: 9
Coding region: 202-1644 (480 amino acids)
Cellular component (GO): plasma membrane
Molecular function (GO): protein binding
Source: RefSeq, a predicted model, not a curated record